Entelurus aequoreus (snake pipefish) is the source of this 4657-nucleotide messenger RNA. Its product is annotated as zinc finger protein 391-like. Bases 330 to 1985 code for a protein of 551 amino acids. Gene Ontology annotation, molecular function: RNA polymerase II cis-regulatory region sequence-specific DNA binding; DNA-binding transcription factor activity. The record is from RefSeq and is a predicted model, not a curated record. The transcript is spliced from 4 exons. Gene Ontology annotation, biological process: regulation of transcription by RNA polymerase II. NCBI's taxonomy places the organism in Eukaryota, Metazoa, Chordata, Actinopteri, Syngnathiformes, Syngnathidae.
CCAAAAAGCGAAAAAAAAAAAAAAACCAAGAUGGCGGACCGAGUGGUUUUCCGGAGAAGUUUCAAAUUUAGGAUUUAACAGAUUCAUAGCAAAUAUAGCAACACAUAUAUCUUGCCCACGUAUCGGAAGUUGAGUUUGGAGCCACGGGGUGUUACCUGAAGUGAAGAUUGAAGACGUGAUAGAAGAUGGACGACUACUGCUAUGCUAAGAUGGCGACGUCCGCUAAAAGAGAACAUGAAAGAGAAUCAGCGCCACCAACUUCCAGCAAAUCACCAACGGAGAUAAAGACGAAAGAUGAAGGGUUUUGAAGAGUUUUCCCACGUGUAAACAUGCCCUGUUGUGCAGCACCGGGCUGCUCCUAUCGAAAUACCUCGGGGAAGCAUAUGCACCGCUUUCCCCGCGACCCAGAAAGGAGAAAAAUAUGGGAAGUGAACGUUGGCCGGGAAGGCUGGAGAGCCAACGACUACAGUAUCUUGUGCGAGGAUCAUUUUGAUGAGACACAAUACGAGCAACGUAGAGCGGACGGCCUAAAGAAGUUGAGAACAAAUGCCGUGCCAACACUGUUUGCAUUUAGCACGAUGAUUGUGCUGCCGACAAGACAUCGGAGGACACACAGAGCGGAUGCAUCGCCUCCCCUGUCAAAGAGGAUACAACUGGAACACGCAUAUUAUCAGCGAUCUCUUCUAGCUGGCACUCGGGGGAAACCAAUUCAUCAUAUUGAAGAUGGCGUCCCCCAGCUAAUUGGUCAUCCAGAAGAACUUCCCUCUCUGCAAGGGGGGGUCUCCACUUUGAAUGAGGAGGUUCCACACCCCCUCUACGUUAAAGAGGAAGAUGAGGAACUCUGGAUCACUCAGGAGGGAGAGUGUCUUCUCGGGCAGGAGGAGGCUGAUCUCACUCAGUUGCCACUGACUAUUGUCUCUGUGAAGACUGAAGAAGAUGAAGACAAAACAUCAGACUCUUUUCAUUGGUGUCCUUCAGACGUCCAGGAGGUGGUUGAACAUCCAAUAGAACUUCCCCCUCCGCUGUGUGGAGAGAGCUCUACUUUGAAGCAGAAGACUCCACAGCCACCCCACAUUAAAAAGGAAGAGGAGGAACUUUGGAUCACUCAGGAGGGAGAGUGUCUUCUAGAACCACAGGAGGCUAAUCUCACCAAGUUGCCACUGACUGUUGUCUCUGUGAAGGUUGAAGAUGAUGAAGAGAAACCACAAGUAGACAACCUCUUAGCUCCACUAUCAGACAGUGAAUCUGAAGGCGAGGUUGAAGUACCUUUGAGCAGCGAUACAGACUCUGAAGGUGAUAUGAGGAGUCACGCUGACAACAAACACUCUAAAAAGAAGAGAGGCAAAAAAUGUUUUAGCUGUUCGGUUUGUGCUAAAAUUUUUACUCACAGGAGCAAUUUGGAUAAACAUAUGAGAACGCACACAGGAGAAAAACCAUUCAAUUGUUCAAUUUGUCCGAAAAGCUUUUCUCUAAAGACUCAUUUGAUUCAACACAUGAGAACACACACAGGAGAAAAACCAUUUAAUUGUUCAGUUUGCGGCAAAGGCUUUACCCAAAAUGGCAGCUUGACUCAACACUUGAGAACGCACACAGGAGAAAAACCAUUUAACUGCGCAGUUUGCGGUACAAGCUUUUUUUCCAGAGCAGGGUUGUCUCUACACACAAUGAAACACACGGGGGAAAAAACAUUUAAUUGCUCAGUUUGUGAUAAAAGCUUUACUCACAAGGGCAGUUUGGCUCAACACGUAAGAACACAUACAGGAGAUAAACAAUUCAGUUGCUCAGCGUGUAGUAAAAGCUUUUCUCUCAAAAGGUAUUUGACUCAACACAUGAAAACACACACAGGUAAAAAGCAAUUAAAUUGCUCCGUUUGUGACAAAAGGUUUUCUCAAAAAAGAAAUUUGACUAAACACAUGACAACUCACACAGGAGAAAAGCAAUCAAGUUGCUCAGUUUUUGGUAAAAGUGUUUUUCGCGACACUUAAUGAAAGACACUGAAGAAAAACCCUCCCUAUUCUCUAUGAAAUUGCUGGAUUGCAACCGUUGACCUAAAGGCGGUCCCUUUCCAAGAUGGGGGGAAAACCUUCAAUAUACUUAUUGUUUAUUCACCUUUAGCAGCACAGAUAUAUAAGUGUAUUUUAAAGACUAGACCUCAAUACACAAACCAAAUAUCAUCCACAAAUAUGUGAAUGUGGUGGAGUGGAUAGAUACUCUCUUAAGAACAAAUACUUUUCUCAGCAUUUAUAAGUAAUACCAAACUGCACUUUUCAGGCUAUCUAGUUGACCACAAUUGAAGUAACACUCACAGGAAGUAAAAGUACAAAAGGUAUGGAGGUACAUCAUUGCUUUACAUCUGUUUGGGUCCACAAAUUAAGCAUUAAGCCACGAAAGACAAUGUUGGACUUAUUCAUGCAUCCAUAAAUGAUGUAUUUAAUGGAUAUUAAAGGCCUACUGAAAUGAUUUUUUUGUAUUUAAACGGGGAUAGCAGAUCCAUUCUAUGUGUCAUACUUGAUCAUUUCGCGAUAUUGCCAUAUUUUUGCUGAAAGGAUUUAGUAGAAAACAUCGACGAUAAAGUUGCAAUUUUUGGUCGCUGAUAAAAAAAGCCUUGCCUGUACCGGAAGUAGCGUGACGUCAACAGUUGUUUUCAAUGCAGCUAGAGCGUUUCGGACCGAGAAAGCGACGAUUACCCCAUUAAUUUGAGCGAGGAUGAAAGAUUUGUGGAUGAGGAACGUUAGAGUGAAGGACUAGAUGCAGUGCAAGACAUAUCUUUUUUCGCUCUGACCGUAACUUAGGUACAAGCUGGCUCAAUGGAUUCCACACUCUCUCCUUUUUCUAUUGUGGAUCACGGAUUUGUAUUUUAAACCACCUCGGAUACUAUAUCCUCUUGAAAAUGAGAGUCGAGAACGCGAAAUGGACAUUCACAGUGACUUUUAUCUCCACAACAAUACAUCGGGGAAACACUUUAGCUACGGAGCUAACGUGAUAGCAUCGUGCUUAACUGCAUAUAGAAACAAAAUAAAUAAAUCCCUGACUGGAAGGAUAGAUAGAAAAUCAACAAUACUAUUAAACCAUGGACAUGUAAAUACACGGUUAAUGCUUUCCAGCCUGGCGAAGCUUAACAAUGCUGUUGCUAACGACGCCAUUGAAGCUAACUUAGCAACCGGACCUCACAGAGCUAUGCUAAAAACAUUAGCUAUCCACCUACGCCAGCCAGCCCUCAUCUGCUCAUCAACACCCGUGCUCACCUGCGUUCCAGCGAUCGACGGUGCGACGAAGGACUUCACCCGAUUACAGAUGCGUUCGGCGGCCCGGAGACGGAGGAAGUUAAGGUGAGUUCGGCGGCUAGCGCGUCUGCUAUCCACCUCUCAGUCCUCCUGGUUGUGUUGCUGUAAGCUGUAGUCCGCCGCUAAUACACCGAUCCCACCUACAGCUUUCUUCUUUGCAGUCUUCAUUGUUCAUUAAACAAAUUGCAAAAGAUUCACCAACACAGAUGUCCAGAAUACUGUGGAAUUUUGAGAUAAAAACAAGAGUUUUUUGUAUAGGGUUCAAUGUGUCCGCAUACUUCCCGUUUCAACGAUUGACGUCACGCGCAUACGUCAUCAUACAUAGACAUUUUCAACCGGAAGUUUAGCGGGAAAUUUAAAAUGUCACUUUAUAAGUUAGCCCGGCCGUAUUGGCAUGUGUUGCAAUGUUAAGAUUUCCCCAUUGAUAUAUAAACUAUCAGACUGCGUGGUCGGUAGUAGUGGCUUUCAGUAGGCCUUUAACGUGUGCCAGAAUACCAUAACUGGUGUUAUAUGGUGCUGGUUGGCAUAUAACAAAAGUGAUAUAUCAUACACGAUCUCGUGUAAGUUAGCAUGAUGCUAAGAACCGCUGCUCCACAACUUGGAUUGGUUAAGAACAACAGACAGUAUUUACCUCACUUUACUUUUGGAUUGCAGAUGUUAGGGCUGUACAAUUUGGGGCCAAAAAUUAAAUCCAUAUUUAUUGUCUUUUGAAGACUAGAUUUUCGAUUGUGAUUACUUUUUCUUUUUUUUAAACUACAUAAUUUAAUUUGUAAUGCAAUAAACUGACAUAAAAACUAAAGAAAAGUUAUCUAUAUCAAAAUAUAAAUAUGUGUCUAUAUGUUAUUGCUAUCAUUUAAUAUAUUUCUUGUUACUUAAUGGCUUUUUGGUAAAAAAAAAAAUUCUCAUUAAUUAAAUUAUUGUGUAUUUCACUUGUACUGUGUGCCUUGGGUCCAUAGCAAAACUGUGUUCCACAAAUGGCCCCUGGACCACACUUUGAACACCACUGGUUUACUUAUUUCACCUGGAAGGCAAAGUGUAGGCGAAAGAGUGUGUCUAAGCGCUUGUCUUCUUAGCGCCCAUAGUAGUGAUGAAGGUUAUGUGGCUUCCGGAGGUUUUCUGCACGCCUUGCAUAGGCUCGGGCUUGUGGUGGCGGAUCGCCGCUUGAUGCAGCGAAUACUUUGCCUUUCGUGACUGCUUGAUUUUGAUUACCGAAUAAAUACAUGACACAAGUCACACUCCUCUCUUUCACCUUUAAUCCGUACCUCUACUCGCUACAUAUAGCGGCAAAGUCACACAUCCUUCUGCUAAGUUUCAUUCUCUGGCCAAGCAGGUGCGAUGAGGUAUUUGACGUGAAGCGGAGUUACGAUGAACAC